This is a messenger RNA of Hepatospora eriocheir, 3483 nucleotides long. The record is from the annotation of a GenBank genome assembly. Lineage: Eukaryota; Fungi; Microsporidia; Hepatosporidae.
AUGCAUUCAGUUAAAGAGGAACAGAGUUUUAAUAAAAAUGGAUUAGAUAAAAAUUGCAAGGAUAAUCAAAGAAAACAGUUUGAUGAGGAUGAUGUUUGGACUAUUAUUACAUCAUUCUUUGAACAGAAAGGAUUGGUUAGACAACAGUUAGACUCUUUUGAUGAAUUUAUUAAGACAAAGAUGCAAGAAAUUGUAGAAGAGAUGUUUCAAAUUAUAGUUGAGAGUACACCAACGCCUGGUAUGACUGAAACUAGAAAGAUGAUAUUAGAAUUUGGUCAAAUUUACGUAAGUACACCUCCAAUUUAUUCUGAGAAAGAUGGUACAUCAAAUGCAAUUCUCCCUAAUGAAGCAAGAAUUAGAGAUUUAACAUAUGGUUGUAAUCUUUUUGUUGAUAUUAAGAAAACUUAUAUUAAUGAAUAUGGAGAGAAGAUUGUGUCUACAUUUAUUAAACAGCCUUUAGGUCAGGUACCAGUUAUGGUUAAGAGUGCAUGUUGUUUGCAGUUUGAUAUGCAUGAUAAAGAUAUUAUAUUGUUAGGAGAAUGUCCAUAUGAUGAAGGAGGAUAUUUUAUAAUCCAAGGAGGAGAAAAGGUUAUUAUUGCACAAGAGCGUAUGGCAACAAAUACAAUUAGUGUUUUUGAAAAAACACAACCGGCAAGUUAUAGUCACUAUAGUGAGAUUAGAUCUGUACCUGAAAAGGGAUCAAAAACACCAAGUGCUUUUACUCUCAAAGUGUUAACAAAUACAGAAGUUAUUAGAGCAUCACUUGCGGGAGUUAAAGUAGACAUUCCAGUUAUAAUUAUAUUCAAAGCAUUAGGGUUUUUAUCAGAUAAGGAAAUAAUAUCGCAUAUUGUGUUUGAUGAGAACGAUGAUGAAAUGCACUUGUUUUUAGUCUCAAGUUUUGAAGAAGCUGCACCAAUACAAGAUCAACAAAGUGCUUUAGAUUUUAUAGGAAAAAGAAGUGCACAAGUGGGUCUAUCUAGGGAUAAGAGAAUCGAACAUGCUAAAAUUUUACUUGCUAAAGAAUUUUUACCACACAUUGGUAGUCGUGAGUUUUUAGAAACUAGAAAGGCAUAUUUCUUAGGGUAUAUGAUUAAUAAGAUGGUAUCAGUUUUAUUGAAAAGGAGAUCAGUAGAUGAUAGAGAUCAUUAUGGUAAGAAAAGAAUGGAUUUAUCUGGAGCAAUGUUAGCAGGAUUAUUUAAAGUACUUUUUAAGAAAAUGUGUGCAGAAACUGCUAAACAUAUGCAGAAGUGUGUAGAAACAAAUAGAGAUUUUAAUUUAGCAAUUGGAUUGAAGUGUUCAAUAAUAACAACAGGGUUUAAAUUUGCAUUAGCAACAGGUAAUUGGGGAGAUCAAAUGAAAGGAUCAAAUUCAAAAGCAGGAGUAGCACAAGUAUUGAACAGAUAUAAUUUUAUAUCAACAUUAAGUCAUUUAAGACGUGUAAAUACACCAUUAAACAAAGGUGAUAAAUUAGCACCACCUCGUCAAUUACACAAUACUUAUUGGGGUAUGAUAUGUCCUACUGAGACACCAGAAGGACAAGCCUGUGGAUUAGUAAAGAAUUUAUCAUUAAUGGCUUACAUUUCAGUGGGAAAACCAGCAGGACCGAUUAUAGAAAUAUUAGAAGAAUUUGGUGUAGAAAGAUUAGAAGAAAUAUCAUCACCAACAAAUACAAAAGUAUUUGUUAAUGGUAUUUGGAUUGGUAUUACAAAUGUUCCUAUUGAAUUGUUAACAUACUUAAGAAAUUUAAGAAGACAUGGUCAGUUGUAUUUUGAAACAUCAAUAGUAUUUGAUAUUCAAGAAGAUGAAUUAAGAAUUGUAUCAGAUUCUGGUAGACCAUGUAGGCCGUUGUUUAUAGUUGAAAAUAAUGAGUUGUUAGUAACAGAAAAAGAUUUAGAUAGUUUAAGACAAAUUCAAAUGAAAUGGGAUGAUUUAAUAAUUUCAGGUAAAAUAGAAUACUUAGAUGUAGAGGAAGAAGAAACUGUUUUAAUAGCAAUGAGUAUAGAAGAAUUAUAUAAACAAAAGAAUGAUCCUAAUAGUUUAAUUAGAUAUACACAUUGUGAAAUACAUCCUUCAAUGAUCCUAGGGAUAGCAGCAUCAACAAUUCCAUUUCCUGGUCAUAAUCCUUCACCUAGAAAUACUUAUCAGUCUGCGAUGGGUAAACAAGCAGUUGGAAUUUCUUCUACUAAUUAUGUUAAAAGAUUUGAUUCAUUAACUAAUAUUCUAAUUUAUCCACAGAAACCUUUAGUAACUACACGUUCUAUGGAAUACUUAAAAUAUAAAGAAUUACCUAGUGGACAGAAUUGUAUUGUUGCUAUUGCUUGUUAUACUGGUUAUAAUCAGGAAGAUUCAAUUAUUAUGAAUAGGGCUGCUAUUGAUAGAGGGUUAUUUAGAUCAUUUAUUUAUAGAACAUAUUCUGAUCAAGAAAAAAUGGCUAGACCAGGUAUGAUAGAAAAAAUAGGUAGAGUUGAUAAACAAGCUGUUUAUAAUAUUAAAAAUUGUAAUUAUGAUAAACUUGAAAAUGAUGGGGUUAUUUGUCCAGGUACUUAUGUUACAGGUGAUGACAUAUUGAUAGGUAAGGUUACACCAACAUUAGAUAUUGAAAAAAGUACAAAGGAAAGUCAAUUUUACAUGUUUAUUGAUGAUUCAACAUCUAUGAGGAGAAAUGAAAAAGGAAUUGUUGAUAAAGUGGUUGUAACUACUAAGGAUGGUUAUAGAUUCUUUAAGGUUAAAAUAAGAAGUUUAAGAAUACCUGAAAGGGGUGAUAAAUUUGCUUCUAGACAUGCUCAGAAAGGAACAAUAGGAAUUAUUUUAGAUCAAGAGGAUAUGCCAUUUACUGGUGAGGGUAUCAUUCCUGACAUAAUUAUUAAUCCUCAUGCUAUCCCAUCUCGUAUGACUAUUGGUCACUUAUUAGAAUGCUUGUUAGGAAAAGUUAGUGCUUUAUCAGGUGAAGAGGGAGAUGCUACACCUUUUACUAAAGUAUCGGUAGAAGAAAUAUCAAGUAAGUUAAGAGAAUUCAAUUAUCAAGACUGUGGAUAUGAAGUAAUGCACAAUGGUAUGACUGGUUAUAAACUAAAAGCUAGUAUCUUUAUUGGACCUACUUAUUAUCAAAGAUUAAAACAUAUGGUAGAUGAUAAAAUGCAUGGUAGAGCAAGAGGACCAUUACAAGUACUAACAAGACAACCUGUUGAAGGAAGGUCAAGAGAUGGAGGAUUAAGAUUUGGAGAAAUGGAAAGAGAUUGUAUGAUCUCUCAUGGUACUGCUGCAUUUCUUAAAGAGAGACUUUUAGAUGUCUCUGAUACAUACACUGCUUAUGUUUGUAACAGUUGUGGAUUGUUUGCUAUUGCUGGUGAAGAUUUUUAUGAAUGUAAAAAUUGUUCUAAUCAUACAAACAUUUCUAAGGUUGAAAUUCCUUAUGCAUUUAAAAUUCUCAUUCAAGAAUUAAUGGCAAUGAACAUUGCUCCUCGUAUUAAAACUGAAGAAUAA